UGCUCCGUUCUUGACCACUUCCAUCAGGGCAUUUUUCCUGGAGACACCUUUUCAAUUGUAGACUUGUAGUAGUAGAUACACAGUAAUAAAACAAUUAAUUAGAGUAGUGAAUGUGAGAUGUCAUGAUAUGAUGUUGAACGUCUUGAGUCCGAUGGUUGCAACUUGUUGGCCCUCAGCCUCGUCGUCUGCUUCUUUUAGGACACAACUGAAUAACAAACCACCACCGAUUGCUGCUGCUUGUUUAUCUCGUUCGGGGGCAGCCGUUAAACAUAACCAACUACUAAACCAUCACCCAGAUGAUGAUACUGAUAAUCGAGUCCAUAACAACAACAACAAAAAGAAGAAGGAAAGGGUGUUCUUUUUGGAUGUGAACCCAAUAUGUUAUAAUGGUAGCACUCCAAGUCUACAUUCCUUUGCUCGCUGGAUUUCCCUUUUCUUCUCCCAAGUCUCCCUUACACACCCGGUCAUUGCGGUUAUAGAUGGAGAAGGAGCUCACGAGUAUAGGAGACGAAUGCUGCCGUCAUAUAAAGCACACAGAAGAAAGUUCUCACGAUGGGUAUCUGCAUCCCAGGAAUCAGCAAAAGCUCCAGUACAAAGAUCUCAUCAACUCAUUUCAGACACUCUUAACAAAUGUAAUGUGCCGGUUGUGAAGAUUCCGGCUCAAGAAGCAGAUGAUGUUGUGGCAACACUCGUUGAACAAGUUUUACAUAAGGGCUACCAUGCUGUCAUAGCGUCUCCAGACAAAGACUUCAAGCAACUUAUAUGUAAAGAUGUACAGCUAGUUAUGCCUCUUCCAGAAUUAAAAAGAUGGUCCUUUUAUACCUUAGACCACUACAUAGCUCAAUACAAGUGUGAUCCAUUGUCGGAUUUAAGUCUGAGAUGCAUCAUGGGUGAUGAAGCGGACGGUGUUCCAGGAAUUCAGCAUUUGGUACCUGGUUUUGGCAUGAAAACCGCGUUGAAACUGUUAAAAAAACAUGGUUCUCUAGAUAAUCUACUUAACGCUGCAGCUGUAAGAACUGUUGGCAAACCUUAUAUUCAAGAUGCCCUCACCAAGCAUGCUUGCCACCUCCGAAAAAAUUACGAUGUUCUUUCUCUGAGGAGGGAUGUUAAUGUUAGGCUACAAGAAGACUGGUUGCAGAAGCGACCAGCAGAUAAUGAUAUGGAAAUUAUCUCAAACUUCAUUGAUAUGUUAGGACGAAACUCAUAAUUCUGAACGUUGAAAGAGACGUUUUUAUUCGAAGUGAUUUAGUUUCCAUUACCGUGAGAAAUAGGUAGAUUAUUUGUUAUAGGAAGAAGAGGGCAAGUGCUUCCUUGAUAGUUUGUAAUGGAGAAUAUUAGUUGAUCCGAAAGUUGAUUAUGUUACAUGAGUCCUAUAACAACAAUAGAGAAUAUUAGUUGAUCUGAAA
Messenger RNA from Erigeron canadensis, 1406 nucleotides. Its product is annotated as 5'-3' exonuclease. Gene Ontology annotation, biological process: DNA replication, Okazaki fragment processing. Bases 128 to 1207 code for a protein of 359 amino acids. The transcript is spliced from 5 exons. The record is from RefSeq and is a predicted model, not a curated record. Gene Ontology annotation, molecular function: 5'-flap endonuclease activity; DNA binding. Lineage: Eukaryota; Viridiplantae; Streptophyta; Magnoliopsida; Asterales; Asteraceae.